AUGGCUCCUAGCACUUGGGCAUCUGCGGCUGCCUUGGCCGCGUGUGCCGCACCCGCCAUGGCUUUUGUGCCAGCGGGCCAAGCCCAGACCGGCAGCUUGAGGGCCUCGAGGAACCCGGCCCCGGCUUCGGUACCGGCCUCCGCCUCGGCCUCGGCCUCCGGCGUGUCCGGCGCUUGGGCCACCGCAGGCUUGGCAACCGCUGCAGUGGUGGCCGGUGCAACGGCCUUCCGUGCACGGCCCGCCCCGCGCCGAGUGGAUCGCAAUGUCGUCGGCGUGUGCUUGCCGCUCACGGACAAGUUUGACCCGCUUGACCUUGGCAGCACAGAUGCGAAGAUGGAGCGAUACACGGCGGUGGAGAUCAAGCAUGGUAGAGUUGCAAUGAUUGCAACUGUCGGCUAUAUAAUGCCAGAAAUCUUCCGCUUCCCAGGCUGCGAGGACUUCAAGCAUGGGCUUGCAGCAUUUGAGAGCAUCCCCCUGGAAGGCUGGAUCCAGCUGCUUGCGUUGGUUGGGGCCCACGAGGUGCUGGUGAAGCCUCGUGAGGGUGGGCUGGGCAGCUUCGAUUUCGGCCUUGGAACGGAGCUUUUGGAUGGCAUCGAUGAGGAGGAGCUGGAGCGCAAGCAGACCUCUGAGCGCAACAACGGUCGGUUAGCCAUGGUUGCGAUUUUGGGCCUCAUGUGGCAGGAUGGCACCUUCGGCGAAGCACCCUUGAGCUACAUGAACAAGUACGGCUUCUGGGGUGAGCCGGUGCAGUUCGUAGUCUCACACAUUGCGAACUGCCAGUCCUUUGCCGGCAGCUACGUGAACAACGGAGGCCUGUGUGCCCUUCCUCGUGGCCGAACCAGCAUGCAAGCCGUGCAGAAGUUGUCCGAGGGUGUUUGGGUGGAGAACGAGACCUACCCCAAGGAGAUGGAAAUGUCUCCUUCUGUCCCUUUCUUGCGGUAUCCUCAGGUCCUCAAAGGCUGGGUCGGCGAGGAGAAAGGUUUCGAUCCUCUUGGCGUGACCGACGCACUUCCUGUCUACUGGGUGCGUGAGGCUGAACUGAAGCAUGGACGGAUUUGCAUGCUUGCGACCGUUGGAUGGAUUGCGACAGACCUGGGUGCCAGAUUCCCAGGCGAGAAGUUCCAGAGCGUGGCCAACAGCAUCGAGGCCCACGACAAGAUGGUUGAGGCCGGCUACAUGCUGCCCUUCCUAGGCGCCGUCGGCACCUUCGAGCUGUUCUCCCUCUGGCUUUUCUUCCAGUCCUGGCCGAUUGGUGAUGGCAUCAACCGUGAAGCAGGGGACUAUUGGCUAGGCAAGCAGUUCCUGCCAAAGGAUCCUGCCAAAGAGAAGGACAUGCGACUGAAAGAGCUCGAGAACGGACGCCUUGCCAUGUUCGCCUUUAGUGGCAUUGUGACCCAAGUCUUGGACCUCGGCGUCAUGAUCACGGACGAAGAUUGGCAGCAGUCCAACACAAACGAUGCCGUCCAGGCACACCUUGGCCUGGAUGAAGUGUCUAGUCUUUUGGUCUCGCACUCGCGCCCGGCGAAGGCAUUCCGCAAGCGCGGCGAGACCGAAGAGAAGCGCCGGCGAUACGACUGGCUCCCAUGGGAGGUCCGGAAUGCGGCUGAUGGCCUUGGCCCACCGCUGAACUUUGAGAAGCCAGUUCACUCCUUCGACAUGUUCUCCUUGGGGGUUCUCGCGCUGCACUUGACCAUCGGACGAACGGAGGCGCGCCAGCGCCUCAGCGAGAUGGAGCACGCUGGUGCCGGGAAAGAUUUGAAGGCGGUGGAGGCGAUGGUGAUUGACACCAGCAUGCUUGGCCCCGGCCUCGGCCGCCUCGAGACCGACUCCGAGCGACGUCGUGAAGUCGAUCGAGGCCCAGCUCCUGCAGCCGCAGAAGCUGCCCAGCAUCAUGCGUCCGCAUUCAGGUGCCCCACCGAUGGUGCAAAGGCCAACGUGGCGAGUGGCAUCUGCCCCUCCGGCGAAUGUCGGGCGACUUCCGAGGCCGAUGUGGAGCUCGCGGAAGCAGACGAGCUGGCGGCGAUGGACUUCCAGCUGCUGCAGACCAAGGUGCAGCACGAGAUGAUCCAUAUGGAGGCUCAUGCUGCCUCCGCCAUCCCGAAAAAGGUAGUGUCGGGUGAGGGAGGCGUUUGCUGGUCAGAGGAGGAUUGCUGCUCUGAGGAUGCGGAUGAGGCAGCAUACUGCCCAUUGUUCUGCAAAGCUGGCACCGAGAUCGACACGCACAAUGCGAAAGGAUGGGAGGUGAAAGGCCAGUGCAUGAAGAAGUGGCCUGGCUACUGCCGAGAGGAUGAGCAGUGCAAGACCAUCAGCCAUGCCAAGGGAGAAAGUGGAGAACCCACCUACAUUGGGAACUCCAUCUGCUUCCGUUCCGCCGGAUCGCUGGAUGGCAGCUGCAAGAAUGACACCCUCUGUGAAUCGAUGUCGUGUGGCCGGGGGACCUGUCGCUGGGGAAAGUGCACCUGCGACUUCGGUGUCGGUGGAGACCUCUGCGACAAAUCGACCGAGGCUUUCGCCUUCCUCUUCUAUGGGAACAGCUCUGAGAACCUGAUCUCAGUUCGAGUUCUUGUGAAGUCGAUGAGAGCAGCAGGGGCAAACCAGGACAUCCUGGCGAUCGUGCCCAAGAACAUGGUCGACAAGACUCCAAAGCAGCAUUUGGAGAUCCUGGUGCGCGAUGGGGUCAAGAUUUACUACACGGAUCCAAUCCCCAUGCCUGCAGUGAUGGAUUCGGACCCUGUAAUCCACCAGCGGUGGAGCGGCGUCAUGAACAAAUUCGCAGUUUGGCGAAUGACCGAGUACUCCCAGGUGGCGUUGAUGGACACAGACAUGGUGUUCGAUGUCGAUGCAGAAAGUCCCGGGAAAAUUUUCUCGGAAUGCAGCGCUCCGAUCUGCGCAGUGCGCGAUGGCGACUCGCGGUUCAUGAAUGCAGGUGUCAUGGUGGUCACUCCUUCGUCACAACGCUUGGCACACAUCCUGCAGGUUCUGGCAGACGAGCAGCAUCACUUCGCCAUGCCGGAGCAGUCUUUCCUGACCCAGUACUGCAAGAACAAGAAGUUCAAGAUGAAGCUGCAGUUCUUGGACAAGAAGUGGAACUCGUGUGUGGGCGGCGGCAUGCUGCACAACAUCGGCUGGGAAUCUACAGGUUACAAUGUGCUGCACUCCUGUUCGUGGACUGGCAAGCCUCCGAACCUGAAGAUGUGCUUCCCAGGAAAGUGCAGCAGCAACGAGGAAUGGCACACGGUCCUCGUUUGGCAAUUCUACCACAUGCAGGUGGACAGCUGUAUUCGCCAUGAAGAUGCCAAUGCCUGCAACGCGCAUCGAAACCAGUGCCAAUGGUGCGGCAAGUAUUGCGGCACCAACGAGAUCGCAUGUAACAAGAAGCUCUUCAAUCAGACCUACAUCAAGGACAAAGAUGAGCCGGACAUCCAGGAAGCCUCCCGUCUCGGAGCUCUUACCCGCAGCGUGUGGGACAUGCCAGACAACACCUCCCAGCAGGAGUGGAACAACCUCCCGACUGGCUCUUGGGCUUGGCCGCAGGUCGCAAUGUAUCAGAUCCUUAUCGAUCGAUUUGCGACGACGAAGCCGAAGCACUGCGAGAAGUUGAACGAGUAUUGCGGUGGCAGCAUCCCGGGCAUCAUGGACAAAGUGAGCUAUCUUGAGGAGCUGGGUGUCGACGGCAUCGUCCUUUCCCCGAUUGUAGACCAGAUGCCGCACGGAUACCAUGGCUACUGGACGAAAGAUCUCACGAAGGUGAAUCCGGCUUACGGAACAGAGGAAGAUGUGCGAGAGAUGGUCAUCCUGCUUCAUGAGCGGAAGAUGAAGGUCAUCGUUGACGUGAACAUGAACCAUGCCGGGUCCCAGAAGAUCAACGCCAGCAAUCCACGAGACGUGUCCUUGCUGAAACCCUUCGACAAGCCUGAGCACUAUCACUCGGACAACUGCAGCCUCAUCCACGACUCCGACUACGAGCGUGGUUCCUACUUCUUGGAGCACUGCAAGCUCUACGGGCUGCCGGACUUCAACCACGAGAACCCCGUCGUGUGGCAGGGCUUGAUGCAGUGGGUGCGAGAUCAUGUGGACAAAUACGGGUUCGACGGUAUUCGCGUGGAUGCUGCAAGGCACAUCAACAGGAAUUUCUUGAACCACAUCCCGGAGACUGGUCCACCGAUUCCGGCAUACUACGAGGUGGUGAACACGGACAUGGCAUAUGUUUCCGGCUAUGCUACUGGAGAUUACGGUGCGGUCUACAACUAUCCUCUCUACUUCGUGCUGAAGGACAUCUUCGUUCCUGGACCAAAGCAGAAGCCGAUGUCUGCUCUGGGUGAUUGGAUUGUGAAACAGUCGCCCAAGGCCCAGGGCCGACUGAUGCUGAACUUCCUGGACAACAAUGACUUGCCUCGCUUUUUGUACCGGAUCGGCGAGGGUGGCGGCGUAGCCGAGGCAACCAUGGUGGCGCUGUACCACAACGCUUUGCUGGCAAUGAUGGGCAUGGAGGGCUUGCCAGCGAUUCUCUUCGGCUCAGAGCAGAAUGCCCGUGGUCGUCUCAAUUACUCAGAUCCGCUGAAGGUGGACAACUGGAGGCAGCCCUUGUGGCAUCACGGCUACAACACGUCAACGUCGACCUACCAGCUCAUCAAGAAGGUGCUUUGGGUCCGGCAGCGCACGAACGGACUGCAUGCCUUCAAGUCAAUUCCCGUGUACAUGGACCACCAGGUGUUGGUGUGGGCUCGGGGUCCGGCCAUUUUUGCCGUGAGCAACGCAGGACAGCCGAGCAAGAUCCCCUCGCAACGUGUCCUUUGGGACAACGCGACGGCCGGGCUUGGCCCCUACGGGACACCAUCCCUCGUGUGCAAUAUCCUGGAUGAGUAUCCUCUCAAGGACUGCGGUGUGCUGGUUCCGGGCAACAUCUCCAGGCUGCAUCUCACAUCUGAUCCAAAGCUCUAUGUGCCAAAAGAGUACAUCACGGAGUAUCUAUCAGUCUUAAAGAUCCGCAAGAAAGAAGGUGACAGAGUUGCUGAAGAAACAAAGAAUGAUCCAGCAGUGCUGCCUUUUACGAUGUGGAAGGCAAUGCCGGAUCCUCCGAAGAUUCAGAUCCAGGCUCAGAAGCGACUGCCACGCUCAUGGAGACCUGGAACAGUGACUUUGAACGGGAACCCGUCCUGGGUAUGGCACACAUUCCCUCAGCUGCCGCCACACUUGGACAAGUGGGGGCCGCCACUUGGAAUGCCAGUUCCACACGUCAUUAGCGGAUCCCUCAAGGAUGCAUGCUUCUUCUUGGGUCCUGGAGAGAAGGAUGGGGCCCUCUACGCCCGACGAAAAGACAAUCGGACGUAUGUGCUUUGCCCGGACUCGCCAGAGUUCUGCCCGCGGGUCGUCAACGAUCAGGUCAAUUUGACGCGGCUGCGCGAGCACUCCCAAAAAGUCGGCCUUCCCAAGCGGGAGUUCCCCGUGUUGCAUCUGACCUUCGACGUGUGGUACGGCGUGUACCACAUGUUGGUGAGCGCGCUCCCAUCCAUUGCGCCACGGUUGGACAUGCUGCGGAACGGCACCAUGGAGUUGUUCAUCCACGCCGGCCACAAUUUCGUUGGGCAAAUUCUGUCAGUUCUCGGUGUGGAGGGCAACAUCCUCCGACCAACUUCAUUGACAGAGGCGUUCCACUUCUGUGCGCCAGAAAUCCAUUUUGACCUCUCCACCAGGCCACAAUACCCGCGCUUCGAGUUUUCCGUGCCGUACUUGGCCGAGUUUCGGAGAAACCUUUUAGCAAUGGACGACUGGAUGGAUGAAUCCAACAGGCCGUGCAGAUUGAAGAAUCGAGGUCACAUUGUCGUCCUUUCUCGCGGGCACAGCUCUAGAGCGCUCGGCAACGAGGAUGAAAUGGUCCAGGCUUUGAAGACCUUGGGGAGACCUGUCGAGGUUGUGACUCCCGAUCCGAAGAACUUCUUGCACACGCUGCAAGCACUGUCCAGAGCGGAGAUCUUAUUGGGUGCGCAUGGCGCCAACAUGGCCAACAUGAUCUUCGCACCGGAUGGCAUGAAGGUUGUGGAGAUCGUCCCUCAGGUUCCUUUCAAGAUGCAAGACUACCACUUCUGGGACCUUGCAGCAGCCUUGAAUUUCACGUACCUGCCCGUCGGUGACAAGGUCAUGCCGAACGAGUAUGACCACCAGCUAGCGGCGGACCCAAUGACAGAGGAUAAGGCUGUCCUCUCGAUGCAUGUGGACAUCGAGGAGGCAGAGCCACGAGUGAAAGCAAGCAUUUCUCUCCUACAUCGUCGCAGUGAAGGCCUUGAUCUCCAGCUUGCUGCAGUGACCGGCCAGGAUCUCAAGGAGCAGAGUCAGCUUUCUGAUAUGUCGUGGGGAGAGAAUGUGCAGGUCAGCGUAGAUGAGGAGAUCAGCACCAAGAGCGACAGCUGGCAGGCCCCUGCAGUGGAGGAGCCAACGAGGGAGCCACCAGCACCACCGCCUGUGGUGGCUCCGCUGCCGCCCGCGGACCCACCACAGUGGCAGCUGUUGCGGCCGCCCCUGGAGCCGAACGGCACUCACCAGCAUCCCAAGGCGGAAUCGAAGCCGCAGGUGGCUUCAAAUUCCGGUGCUUCUCACGAGGACCUUGGCCUUGACCAUGCCGGCGUGGCAUCGAACGGCUACUUCCGACACGGUGCGGACGACCCAGAUCCGUUGCGGGAACCCCGAGUCGCCAAGAAAGGCCUUGGUGGAGACCCUCUCAGAGCGAGUGCACCGGGCGCUGCGGCCCUGCCACCAGGCCGGCUGAGUCCGAAGUCGCCGGUUGCCAUUGCAUUGGGUGGUCCAUCCCGCGAGAAAGAUGUCGCGAGGACCAUCGCCGGGGGCAGCAGCUCCUACGAGUACAGUGAGUCCUACGACGAGAAAGAUGCGCCGCCUCUCAGGCGAGCACAAGCGAAUCCAGUGGCGCGGAGCCGGCUCCUGAGAAUGCCACCGAGAGCAUUCAAGCGUGGAGAAUGA
This is a messenger RNA of Symbiodinium sp. CCMP2592, 6972 nucleotides long. The record is from the annotation of a GenBank genome assembly. Lineage: Eukaryota; Dinophyceae; Suessiales; Symbiodiniaceae.